UGGGCGAGGUAGGGCGGAACGUGUGUGUGUGUGUGUGUUUUGGGUACGCUCACUCACUCACUCACUGCGUGUUCGUGCGCAAUACUCUCACUGGGUCACGACUGAGGUUGACUCUUGAGGGCUCAUAUGAUACAUAGCCGUUCUGGAAACUAUUCCCAACGAGUCGUUGCUAUGCGAUCUCAAUUUCUCGAGAGUGCGAGAUUGUAUGUGAGAGAGAGAGGGCGAGCACAAUAGGUACGGUAAUAUAGGUUAUCAUAGGUUAUCAUAGGUUGUCAUACGGUAGUAACUAUGAGUAGAGUAGUACCGUAUGAGUAUGAGUGAGUAAACCUGAGGGAGGAUGAGGAGCGAAUGCUCCGCCCCGCCCGCCCGCCUCCGCACUCUACGAGGUACUCUACUGCUAGAGUAUACGACUGGAGUAUACUGCUAGAGUAUACCCCGCGGAUGUGUGGACGUACGGACGUUAACUCAGGCAGCAGAACAUGCCGCGAGAUGGUUUCGGAUUUCAGGUCUUCAGGUCUCGAGCUUUCAGGUCUUCAGCACCCUAGCAUCAGAUCAAGGAAGCCGGACUGCGGCCACAGGCCGUGGACCGCUAGGUCAGCCGUAGGUAUAUGUGCAUACGCCCUCUACGUACGUAGGGUAUGCUUUGUAUACUAUGCUACAUCUUUCUUGGCCACAUCAUGCAUUUACAUCUCUCUCGCUCUCUCUCUCUUCCACUCUUCCGGCGAGGGAGGGAGGAGGGAGGGAGGAGGAGGCAGGGAGAAGACGGUCAGGGUGGAAAGUGGUGUAUCUAGAGGAAGCAGAAAGUGCCGUGUCUUGGGCUGUGUGUGCGUGCGUGUGUGUGUGGGAUGUUGAUCUCCCGCAUUCGCGACAAUCUCAGCUGCAUACAUAUCAUAC
This is a messenger RNA of Tricharina praecox, 894 nucleotides long. RefSeq lists its product as uncharacterized. The record is from RefSeq and is a predicted model, not a curated record. NCBI's taxonomy places the organism in Eukaryota, Fungi, Ascomycota, Pezizomycetes, Pezizales, Pyronemataceae. The coding region runs from base 349 to 852 and encodes 167 amino acids. The transcript has 2 exons.